AAAUAUGUCAAAAUCUCUACAAGUUCAAUAGCCAUUUAUUUUUGAUCUUUUUCCUAUACUGGGUUAAACUUUUCUCGGAUCAUACCAACGAAUCUUUUUCAAGAUGUAUAAAAUUCUAAGUGAAGCUGCCAAGGGAAUUUCUGUGAAACAUUUAGAAGCGCUCGGGAAGCUCGCAAAAGUGCGUCCCUCGUCGUCGUCAUCCACAAGCAAGGGUCACGGCCUAACCGAUUUUAGCAAGAAGAAAGCUUGUAAAGAAAAAGUUUGCCGGCAACGGCCGCCCCAGCCACCCCUGGAAAAGAAGCCUGAAUCUUACAGUGAAACAUCCAAAACGUGGCACACCUGUCCGGAACCUGCAAAACCGAAGAAAUUCUCCUGCGAUGACAUCCAACCACAGCGGGUCCCACGGAGAUCGAAGCUUCAAGUCGCGACCAAAACUCCCUGCAUGGAACCCCCACCUACCUUGCAAGCUCCCGAUUGCUUCAAAGUGAAAACCCAGCUCUGCCCGCGAACUUCGAUGCCCGGCUGCGGGAAAGCUAGAAUUCCUCCCCGUUGCGAACCGAAAAAGGUGGCCCGAGAUUGCAUCAGAGCGAAGCCACCGUUUCCUUCGUUUUCGGAAUGCUUCAAAUUUCCGUUUCUGCCUCCACCCCGGUCAGAAUGUACCUGCCUGACGGAAAAGAAAAUUUGUCAGUGACAUCGAUGGGCGAAUUGUGAUGCUCUUUGUAAAUGAAAAAAUAGUGAAAUAUAUGUUCAUGAACUAAAAUAUAAAGAUUUGAUCGAUCGAAAUACCGUA
Messenger RNA from Aedes aegypti (yellow fever mosquito), 790 nucleotides. RefSeq lists its product as uncharacterized. Lineage: Eukaryota; Metazoa; Arthropoda; Insecta; Diptera; Culicidae. The record is from RefSeq and is a predicted model, not a curated record. The transcript is spliced from 2 exons. Bases 104 to 691 code for a protein of 195 amino acids.